Messenger RNA from Zychaea mexicana, 754 nucleotides. RefSeq lists its product as uncharacterized. The record is from RefSeq and is a predicted model, not a curated record. Bases 16 to 573 code for a protein of 185 amino acids. The transcript is spliced from 3 exons. Lineage: Eukaryota; Fungi; Mucoromycota; Mucoromycetes; Mucorales; Lichtheimiaceae.
CUACUGUUACGUUAAAUGUACGGGUAUACACAGCUCGGAGGCAACGGGGCAGAUCCAGCUGAGCGGUAUUACGCAUCGCUGAUAAGCACACACUGGAUCAACAAGGUUUAUCUCGAUUCAACUUUCAUUGAAGAUUUGUUGGUACUUCGUUCGCGACGACAGUAUGAGCGAUGGAUACGUUGGCAAGACACACCCACACGAAUUGUCAUGAGCCCCCGUGGAUUCUGCUUUGUCUCCGCACAAUUUAUAUGGGAGUGGGAACGGUUUAUCGAAGGCUGGCGUAUCCUACCGCCAGUGGACGAAGAUGCCACCGUCGUGGGUAGCAAUAUUCAUAUUCAUAGCCGACAGGAACAGCAAGAAGGUGUAGAAUUAUCACCACUUCGCUUUGAUCCGUUCCUUCCAGAAUCCACCGAUUUACACAUAGUGUCUCAUGAAACGUGGGAUUAUCUUAGCCAAAAUUACAGCAUGACAGGACCCAAAAUUACCAAAGAUGAUUUGAUGCACUCGGAUAUCCAUAAGCAGUGGCAGUACACCAUCAAACGCUAUGCAGAUAGGGUCAUGCUACGCUUUUAAUGCAUGGAUCGUGCACGUUUCUUCUGCUCAAUAUAUUUCGUAGGCGGCACAACCACCGGUGGUUGCUCCACGUUCAGCGCCUUUAACCGCAGCACAGCCUUAUCCAAAGCCAGUUCAAUCAUGCACCUUGUACGGAUAAAAGAAAGCAAGGGCCAUGUGGAUUGUUCACCAUGGCGAAUCC